Messenger RNA from Drosophila nasuta, 2959 nucleotides. It is a transcript of the gene Orc1, whose product is annotated as origin recognition complex subunit 1. The transcript is spliced from 3 exons. The record is from RefSeq and is a predicted model, not a curated record. Bases 212 to 2959 code for a protein of 915 amino acids. Gene Ontology annotation, cellular component: nuclear origin of replication recognition complex. NCBI's taxonomy places the organism in Eukaryota, Metazoa, Arthropoda, Insecta, Diptera, Drosophilidae. Gene Ontology annotation, molecular function: ATP binding; DNA replication origin binding; ATP hydrolysis activity. Gene Ontology annotation, biological process: DNA replication initiation; mitotic DNA replication checkpoint signaling.
GAUAACAGUAAUCUCAUGACUGUCUUGAAAAAAAUCGAUUAAUCGAAAACGAUCGUACGAUUACAAUUUUUAGCGCCAAAACUAGUGUGCAGCGCGGCAAGCUGCUGAUUGGUGUAUUAUUUAUUGAGUGAAGCGAAAAGAGAAAAAAAAUUGGAACGCAACCCAUUUCUCCAAUUGCUGACUACGAAUAUUUGUUUGUGUACCGUUCGCGAUGGUCAAUAACGAAAAUGCAAUUUGUGCUGGUCUGCAGCAGGUCAUUUGGAUCGGCAGCCACGAGCCAAACACAUAUGUCAAAAGUCUGGAGCAUCGCAACGUUUACUUCUACAAAAAGUGUGUGUACGGACCGCUGACGCUCUCCAUUGGCGACUACAUACUCGUGGCGAACGCGGACGCAGCAGAACCCGAUACUGUGGACGGCUGUGACAUCGCCAAGAUACUGCAUCUGUAUGAACUGCGGGAAAUGAGCAGCAAAGAAUCCUGUCGUGCUAUUGUCCAGUGGUACUCACGCCCUCAGGCCAUACCGCAUAAGUACUUUGAUGACGACGACUUGGCCAUUGAUUUUGACAUUGAAGUCAUCGAGGAGCAUCGUCCCUACGACAACGACGUAGCUCUGGGCUCCAUUUUUCGCAAGUGUCUUGUCUUUGAAGGCAGCUGCCAAUUCAGUGCCGAACAGCUAAUGAAGCAGCAGCUGCAGCGAAGCAAAGCUGCAAUACCCAAUUGUCCCAUGUUUGUGACGCGCUACAAAUUCGUUAAGGAGAAGAAAUCAUCAUACCGUCUUAUUCCGCUGGAGAUUCAACUUGACGAGCAACAGGAUGACAGACGUCGAAAAUCUCAAACAAGCACAACAAAGGAAGUUGGCUCAGCACGAAAAUCGAUUGGACGUAGGCGCGUCUCGAUUGCGGCUGCCAAUGUGCCACCAGAAUUUGUGGAUGUCAAUCAUUUCAAUAACUGCGAGAACAAAGUGUCGCCCAUCAAGAUUGUCGGCGGCAGCGUGGUUCGUUUGUCCGAGAAGAAAAAGACCCUUAGUACGUCGAAGACGGCGGCUGAGAUAAAUGCCAACUAUUUAAUGGCAUCGCCACUCACCGAAAAGAAUCCCAAAGUCGUUACACCAAAGUCCCGGGCAUCGGCAGCUCGCCGAAACCUGAAUCUCAGUCUGGACAAGGGAGCAGACACCACAGCCGAUUCGGAUUGUUUGAACUAUUCGAUUGUGCAGCAAACACCCGAUCCAAAGACGCCCUCAAAUGACAUGAAAAUCAAGCUACGCGUCUCCGAACGUAGGAAAUCCACACGACUUGCAUCUGUCGAUUCUCGCGAUCCCUUAGAACUGGUGUUGGAGGCCAACAGUCAUACACCCAUAAAGCAGGGCAGAAAAAGAUUGGGUGCCAGUAAUGGCGAUAUUUACCACACGCCCACUAAGAAAACCAAAGAGCCGCUCGAGACAUUGGGCAACGAUUUGACGCCCUCCACGCGCCGCAAAAGCAUUCUCAAAUCAGCAACCACACGUUUAGCCGACGGUACGCCCAGACGCAGCAUACAGCUCUCCAAUAUUGUGGAACAGCGCAUCUUUGACAACAACGAGAUUAUAUCGACGCCAAAGCGCAGUCGCUCCAAACUCGCCGAUGAUGCGGAUUACACACCAAAGAAGUCAACACAUAAGUCGCCAGGACGUCCACGCCGCAUGAGCACCACGGGCACAAGCACUAAGCAGAAAGAGGAUGCGCCUAUGACGCCAUCACAGAAGAUGAAGAAAAUACGCGCUGGGGAACUCAGUCCGAGUAUGGAGCAGCGUCAUCAACAGCUGGACGUCGGCCACAAAUCGCAGUUGCAACUGGCGCGCGAACAACUUCAUGUCUCCGUGGUGCCAAAGAGUUUGCCAUGCCGCGAGAAGGAAUUUGACAAUAUCUACAGCUUUCUGGAGGGUAAAAUUCAGGAUCAGUGCGGUGGCUGCAUGUAUGUUUCUGGUGUGCCGGGCACAGGCAAAACAGCUACGGUUACGGGAGUUAUACGCACUCUGCAGCGUCUGGUUGAGCAAGACAAGUUGCCAGCGUUUGAGUUUCUGGAGAUAAAUGGCAUGCGAUUGACGGAACCACGUCAAGCGUAUGUGCAAAUCUACAAGCAACUGACGGGCAAAACUGUAUCCUGGGAGCAUGCACACUCUCUGCUGGAGAAGCGUUUCACAACGCCAGCGCCGCGUCGACUUACCACAGUGCUGCUUGUGGAUGAGCUGGAUAUAUUGUGCAAUCGCCGACAGGAUGUUGUUUACAAUCUGCUCGACUGGCCAACAAAAUCAGCGGCACAUCUAGUGGUUGUUACUAUAGCAAACACCAUGGAUUUGCCCGAACGUCUGCUAAUGGGCAAGGUAACAUCACGCUUGGGCCUAACACGACUCACUUUCCAGCCGUACACGCACAAACAGCUGCAGGAGAUUGUCACAGCGCGUUUAGCUGGCUCCGAGGCCUUCAAGGGCGAGGCAGUGCAGUUGGUGGCACGUAAAGUGGCCGCUGUGUCGGGUGAUGCUCGUCGUGCACUUGACAUUUGUCGUCGUGCCACUGAAAUUGCAGACACCGGCUCUGAACCAACGGCAACUGCGGCAACCAAAUGCGUUACCAUGCUGCAUGUGCAACAAGCUCUGGGUGAAAUGAUAGCUAGUGCCAAGGUGCAGGCUAUCAAGAAUUGUUCGCGUAUGGAGCAGAUCUUUCUGCAGGCGGUCGCCGCUGAGGUGACACGAACUGGCGUCGAGGAAACAAUGUUCCAUGGCGUCUACACGCAGAUUGAGACAAUUGCCACGUUUAUGGGCGUUGCGCUGCCAGCACCAGGACGUGCUCUGAACAUUUGCUCCAAGCUGGGCGCAGAGCGUCUAAUCAUCUGCGAACACUCGCGCAACGAUCUAUUCCAGAAGAUACUGCUCAACGUGAGUCCCGAUGACAUACAUUACGCAUUGCGCGUGGAAGGCAACUAA